This is a messenger RNA of Verticillium dahliae VdLs.17, 771 nucleotides long. RefSeq lists its product as uncharacterized. The transcript has a single exon. Bases 1 to 771 code for a protein of 256 amino acids. The record is from RefSeq and is a predicted model, not a curated record. NCBI's taxonomy places the organism in Eukaryota, Fungi, Ascomycota, Sordariomycetes, Glomerellales, Plectosphaerellaceae. Gene Ontology annotation, molecular function: phosphatase activity.
AUGGGCUCCGUCUCCGACAACGAUACCCCGGCGCUCGCCACCAACCCCAAGAUCAUCUUCUUCACCGACUUUGACGGCACCAUCACGAUCAAGGACUCCAAUGACUUCAUGACGGAAGAGCUCGGCUACGGCCGCGAGCUGCGCCUCGUCGAGAACGACCACAUCCUCUACGGCCGCAAGUCGUUCCGCGAAGCCUUCCAGGGCAUGAUGGACUCGAUCAAGCUGCCCUUUGACCAGUGCAUCGCCACGCUGCGCGCCAACAUCAAGCUCGACCCCGGCUUCCGCGACUUUUUCCACUGGUGCCGCGCCCACAACGUGCCCAUCGUCAUCCUCUCCGGCGGCAUGCGGCCCGUCAUCCGCUCGCUGCUCGAAAUGUGGCUCGGCGACGAGGCCUCGUACAUCCAGAUCGUCAGCAACGACGUCGCCCCGCGCGACGGCAAGUCCAUCAACGACGAGGCCGGCUGGCGCAUCGUCUACCACGACGACACGCCCUUUGGCCACGACAAGUCGAUGGAGAUCCGCAAGUACUCGGCCCGCCCCGACCGCCCCAUCAUGCUCUACGCCGGCGACGGCGUCUCCGACCUCUCCGCCGCCCGCGAGACUGACCUCCUCUUCGCCAAGGCCGGCAAGGACCUCGUCACCUACUGCGAGCGCGAGAACGUCCCCUUUGUCACCUUCCAGGACUUCACCUCCAUCCACAAGACGGUCGAGGCCAUCGAGGCCGGCACCCUGACCCACAAGGACGCCGCCCUCGGCCGCAUCCACACGUAG